UUGAAUCCGAACAAAGGAAGCUAACAGCAGCUUCUCAUCAUGGGGAAGAAAGCACCUCUUCUCACCUUCAUAUUAUGGGAUCAAAUUAUGUUGUGUGCCCCAGAAGAAUCUCAGCAGUAAUUGCAAAUAUCAACAUCCCAAUGGGGGCAUUUUUGCCUGGUGCUGGUCAACCUCCUAAAAGAAAAGAAUCUACUGAACUCGAAGAGAGUCUUCCAACUCCACCUGAAGAAGAAAAGAAAAAGACUCUCCCAGGAGCCAAGAAGCUACCAGGCCCAGCAGUUAAUCUCUCAGAAAUCCAGAAUGUAAAGAGUGAACUGAAAUUUGUUCCAAGAUUUGAAUAAUAAAAGAAAUGAAAUUGUACCACUA
This is a messenger RNA of Thamnophis elegans (Western terrestrial garter snake), 366 nucleotides long. RefSeq names its product small muscle protein X-linked (gene SMPX). The record is from RefSeq and is a predicted model, not a curated record. The transcript has 3 exons. The coding region runs from base 75 to 341 and encodes 88 amino acids. NCBI's taxonomy places the organism in Eukaryota, Metazoa, Chordata, Lepidosauria, Squamata, Natricidae. Gene Ontology annotation, cellular component: muscle tendon junction; costamere; M band.